Vidua chalybeata is the source of this 1614-nucleotide messenger RNA. RefSeq names its product IQ motif containing C (gene IQCC). The transcript is spliced from 4 exons. The record is from RefSeq and is a predicted model, not a curated record. Bases 25 to 1068 code for a protein of 347 amino acids. Lineage: Eukaryota; Metazoa; Chordata; Aves; Passeriformes; Viduidae.
GGGGCUGGGGAGAAGGAAAGGCGGAUGGGGCACUUGGGGGUGAGACCCUGGGGUGGCGCAUCUGGAGCGGCCGUGAGGGCAACAUCAUCUGGGCACAUCUGGGCACAUCUGGGCGGGCACAUCCGCACCUCUGGGCGCGGGGGGGAUGCUGCAGCCGGCGCUCGGUGCCGGUGCGGUUCGGUUCCAGCGCCGUGCCAGGCCUGUGCCAGGGGGUUCCUGCUGCGGAGGCGGCUCCGGGGCGUGCGGGAGGAGUUCGAGGCCGCGGUGCUGGAGAUCGAGGGCGACCUGAGGCAGCUGCGCUGGAGCGGCCGCGUCCUGCAGCGGCCGCGCUUCGGCCGCGAGCUCCGGGAGCAGCGCGGCAGCGGCACCGGCACCGGCACCGGGAGCGGCAGCGGCACCGGGAGCGGGAGCAGCACCGGGAGCGGCAGCGGCACCGGGAGCGGGAGCAGCACCGGGAGCGGCAGCGGCACCGGGAGCGGCAGCGGCACCGGGAGCGGGAGCAGCACCGGGAGCGGCACCGGCACCGGGAGCGGCACCGAUCGCGGCUCACCGUGUGACCCCGGCCGGCAGCACGGCCCCGGCCCGGCCCCGGCAGGAUUUGUCGCUCCAGGCGCGGCCCAGCCCUCCCCAGGGAAUCCCCGGGACCCGGCGGAGGCCGCGGAGAACGAGACCAUUCCCAGGAAAACAAGGGAGAAAGCAGCUGCUGGUGGCAGCUGGGGGAACACCCCCCUCUCAUCCCCCCUGCUCUUUGGGAACCCCAAAAACCCCCAAAAUUCGGGGGGUGCAGCUGCUGCAAGCCCCGAGGAGGAGGAGGAGGAGGAUGGGGAUGUGCAGAGCAGCGAGCGCCCGGGAAUCCCCCAGGAGCUGCGGGGGCUGCCCCGAUGGGAGCUGCAGGAGCGCAGGGAGCAGCUCCUGCUGGAGCUGCUGUGGGUUCAGCAGGCCCUGGCCAGCAGGAAACAGUUCCUGCUGCUGAAGCAGAAGCUGGGAAUUCCCCACCGUGGCAGCAGCAUUCCCGAAUUCCUGCACUGCUGGGGAGAGGCCCUGCAGCUGCUGCAGCAGCAGCCCUGAGCCUCCCUGGGAUGCAAAAAAAAAAAAAAAGCAACAAAUCUUUUGUGGAUGUUUGCUCCGAGCAGGAUCAGCCCCGGAGGGAGCUGUGCCCACGUGGGUGGUGGGAGGUGGCUGAGCUGGGUGCUCCAGGUGGGAAUGGCAGGGUUGGCAGUGCCAGCGGCGCUGCUGGGGCUGUGUGGAGCUGGAGUGGCAGCAGGGAGCUGCAGGAAGGAGCUCUUGGCACGCAGCUCUGCCUUCCAGCUGGCAAUCUGCAGUGCCCAGGCUGUGCAAGUGAGCACUGACACUUCCCUGGCUGUGCUGUGCAGUCAGGGAGGGCCUGUCCCACUGAUCCUUGGGAUGAGCUCAUUCCUGCCUUUCCUCUGCCUCUGGAAUUGUCUCGUGGGCCAGAGGCAGGAAAGGACCUGGUGCUUUGUCAAUUCCUUCAGCUCAGGGACAUUCCAGGUCCCUCAGAAAGGGACUUCCCACGUGGUGCUGUGGUUCCCUGGAUCCUUCUGCUCUGCAAUUCUUUUUAUUUUUUGGGAAUAAAGAAACUUUUCCUGAUGCUGA